Aplosporella prunicola CBS 121167 is the source of this 1629-nucleotide messenger RNA. RefSeq lists its product as uncharacterized. The transcript has 3 exons. The record is from RefSeq and is a predicted model, not a curated record. NCBI's taxonomy places the organism in Eukaryota, Fungi, Ascomycota, Dothideomycetes, Botryosphaeriales, Aplosporellaceae. Gene Ontology annotation, molecular function: monooxygenase activity; oxidoreductase activity, acting on paired donors, with incorporation or reduction of molecular oxygen; heme binding. The coding region runs from base 1 to 1629 and encodes 542 amino acids.
AUGGCCACCCUGUCUACCACCACGCUGCUCGCCAUCCUCCUCGCCCUGCUGUACUACCUCCAUCGCCGCCUGACGGCCUCCAAGCACCUUCUCGACCAUCUCCCGUGGAUUGGCCUCAACGAGGAUGAGUGGUUUGCAAAAUCCCGUGCGCACUUGCGCGAGGCGACGAGCAGCUGGGAUCUGCUCAAGGCCGGCUACGCCAAGUGGAGCACUCAGGAAAGGACUUUUAUAAUCCCGAACCUCACUUUCCGUCCUGAAGCCAUUCUGGCCCAGUCUCACAUCUCAUGGCUCGUGAAGCAGCCGGAAGGCAUCCUGAGCACCAAGCCAGCUCAGGUGUCUCUUCUCGAGCUAGAAUGGCUAGCACCGGCCCAAAUCUACGAGCAUCCUUUUCAUGAGGAGGUGAUCCGCAAGGACCUCACUCGCCAUCUUGGUCAACUGACUCCCGCCAUUGUCGACGCCGUGAUGACCAACAUUGACCGAAUCUGGGGCGAAGAGUCAGAGUGGAGGGAAGUUAACGCCCACAAGACGCUCUCUGAAAUCAUCAUCAAAAUCUCCAACUCUAUCUUCUUGGGCGACGCCAUUGGUCCAGACGAAAAGUACGUGAAGGCAGUCACAAACUUCUCACAGGUGUUUGUUCUUUCCGCCGCCGCUAUCAAGGCACUGCUUCCGGAUAUCCUCAAACCAGUGUUGGCUCCGGCGCUUGGGUUGCCAAGCAAGUACUUCCUCAAGAAGUGCAAGGAUUUUCUCGUUCCGGUCAUCGAACAGCGUCUCGCAGCUCUCCAGCGACAGCGUGACUAUCCAGAUAUUAAGCAAGACGUACCUUCCGACUUCAUACAAUGGAUGACCCAAGCCGCCUUCUUGCACGACUCACCCGCUGAAGCCGAUGCCACACUUAUUGCCACGCGCAUCCUUCUCAUGGAAACCACCGCCAUCCAUACUAGUGCCUCUGCCAUAACGAACACUGUAAUUGACCUCGUAGCUUCCGAUCCUUCGCUAGACUAUCUCAAUGGAAUCCGUGAGCAGGCUAGUAAAGUUCUCGUCUCGACUUCAGGGCAAUGGACGCAUCUCGCUAUCCGGCAACUCACGCGUGCUGAUUCGGCCAUCCGCGAGUCACUCCGAUAUUCUGGCUUCGCGGCGCGCGGCGCCAAGCGACAAGUUACAGCUCCCGGUGGACUCACGUUGCCCGACGGGGCGUACCUCCCUUGCGGAGCGUGGCUCAGCAUCCCCGUCGCGGCCAUCCACCAUGACGAUCGCUUCUACCCCUCUCCCACCACCUAUGAUGCUUUCCGCUUCAGUGACGCGCGUGCUGACAUGCUAGAAGCAUUAAGGAUGCGCGGCGCAGGUGGACAGGCGGAGCUGUGGGAACUACUGCAGGAGAAGCGUCUGAGCCUGAGCACGACUAGUGAUGCUUUUGUGCCAUUUGGACACGGUAGACAUUCAUGCCCUGGCCGCUUCUUCGCUGCCCAGGUCCUGAAAUUAAUCCUCGCGCACAUCACCCUCAAAUACGACAUCCAGCCACUCCAGAAACGUCCGUCGAAUGUGUACAUGAGUGACUUUUGUGCACCCCCGCAAAAGGCGAUACUUACCAUUCGACGAAAGGUGAGGGGCGAAAAUGAUGCGCUUGACUGA